CCUGUUUCUACUAUUUAUCAGUUUUAUGUUUCCAUCAUCUUUCGCACCUCUCUUGGAAUGGUGCUGAGCUAGUUCUUCCUUGGAAAUGGCUGAAAAUGACUUGUUGAACGAGUCCAUAGUGGAGGAAGUGAAAAAAUAUGAAGUCCUAUACAACAAAGCACAUCCACAUUAUGGCAAGAGGUCGAUAGCACAACAAACAUGGAACAAAAUUUCCAAUGUGGUAGGAGUCACUGUCCAGGAAUGCAAAUCCUUGUGGGUUGCAUUGAAAAGGGGCUACAUCUCUGAAUAUGAAAAGCUGAGGGAAAAGAAUAAUUUGGAGAAAUACAACUCAAAUUGGAAAUAUUUUGAAGCCAUGUCAUUUCUGAGUGAUCAUAUUGACCCUGAUCGAAAUUCCAUGGAAAACCUGGAACAUCUGCCUGGAAGAGAUGCUUUUUGUCGAGCUUGCAUGGCCAAUCUUAAUGAAGCUCCUGAUGACCCCACUUCUGCCCCAAAUUACAACAUUUUCAGUUCAAAUAUUCAACUGGACAAGAAAAUAAUGCAAUGUACGAAUUUUGAAUGUUCACCCUGGGAUGGGUAUUCCCAUGUCGUUUGCCACCAUUGCUAUGUUAAAAUUCUAGAUUUCUAUGAUUUUCAAUGUGUGUACCGCUCGUCAAUGGAAAAAUUCAAGGUGUUACUUGAAAACGAACUAGAUUUUAAAGACGAGGAUGAUGAGAAAAUUUCCACAAUUUCUUCUGUGGAAUGUGAUAAUAAUUCAUUUCAGAUUAAUGAAGAAAAUAUAUAUCGCGAGGAUGUCCAUGCCGAUAAUAUAUCUGGGACGGCAGAAGAUCCCUUAAAUUCGGAAGAUUUUGCAAACACACAAGAUGUGAAAAAUGAGAAAUCAAGCGAAUCGCCAAAACAAGAAUUUGAAAUCAAAGAAAUUGGUUUAAAAUCCAGGGAAGUACGAAGUACAAAGCUUAGCCCAAGAAGAAGUGGUCGGAAGAGAAAACUGCAUGCUAGCAAAGAGGAAGAUAAUUCUACAUCUGAUAAUGAAAUAAAUUCAAUUGAGGAUUUACAUCACAGAUCAGAUGAUGAUGAUGAACAGUCAAUUUCCAAUUUUUCAUCCCAAUCAGAAGAUGCAGAGGAAGAAGUCACCAAAAAGCCAAUACUUAAAUGUGAAAUUUGUGAGAAACAAUUUCGUUUUCAUCAUCGUCUGGAAGCGCAUCGGCGAAAACAUGAAGGACUGCCAGGCUACCCUUGUACCUUUGAAAACUGUCAACGUGCCUUUAAUCGCUUGGAUCACCUGAGAAGCCAUCUGAACGAACACAAUGGCAUACCAAAUGUUUUUCAAUGCAACAUUGAUGAUUGCCUAAUGGAAUACAAAUGUCUCUCGGGCCUGAACAAGCAUAAACGAAGUGUGCAUAAAUGUGGCAAAGAAUUGAAAAAAUAUCCCUGUGAUAUAUGCGGCAAAGUCUUGACGAACCCGCGAUCCCUGAAUGGCCAUAAGUUUAUACAUGUCGACAAAUCGGAAUGGCCCUUUGUGUGCGAUGUUAAGAAUUGUUUGCGCAAGUUCCGCUUAAUGUCCCAGCUGACAAUACACAAGAAGCGCCAUGCGGGCAUUAAGAAUUACAUAUGUCCAUAUUGUGGGGUACGCAAGACCACCUGCACUGAACUUAAGAUACAUAUUAAUUUCCAUACCUUUGAACAAAAAUAUCCCUGUGAAUAUUGUUCGAAAGUUUUCAAAAGUGUUGGUGUGAUGAGGACACAUGUCCACCGUGUCCACGAGGGAAAGAAACCGGCAAACUAUAAAAUGUUUUCCUGCGACUUUUGUGAUGGAAAAUUUGCUUCAUUGCAAACGAAAAAAUUCCAUGAAAUGACCCACAGAGGUGAAAAGCCCUUCAGUUGUGAAGAGUGUGGCAAAACGUUUACUUAUCCCUCGGGUUUGGCAUCACAUAAAAAUGUCCAUGCCAAGGGUGAAAAUCAGUAUGUAUGUAGGAUAUGUGGUCGUAAAUUUAAAUGGCAAUCUGGUUUGAAAACCCAUUUGAAAUUACACACCGAAGCGGCAAAGCCAUAUUCGUGUAAGGAAUGUGAUAAAAGUUUUCGUUGGCCGGGAUCGUAUUAUAAACACAAGAAAGUUCAUAUGCGCCAGGAAGAAGAGAGCGUGGAACGGGAAAAUAUAAGCCCAACAAAUCACAAUGAUGAUGGACCUGAGCUGGGCCAGGAAAAUGAAACACAGGCACCUGUUGAGUCACCAAAGUAUGAAAUUAUAUAUGCAACCAUUGAUGUGGACACAAAUAAAAUGGGGUAGUUGUUAUUUGGUAAAAAUAGUCUUUUUUAUUGGCUG
Molecule: messenger RNA, 2320 nt
Organism: Musca domestica (house fly)
Lineage: Eukaryota; Metazoa; Arthropoda; Insecta; Diptera; Muscidae
Product: zinc finger protein 729-like
Exons: 4
Coding region: 86-2284 (732 amino acids)
Biological process (GO): regulation of DNA-templated transcription
Cellular component (GO): nucleus
Molecular function (GO): RNA polymerase II cis-regulatory region sequence-specific DNA binding; zinc ion binding; DNA-binding transcription factor activity, RNA polymerase II-specific
Source: RefSeq, a predicted model, not a curated record